Seminavis robusta is the source of this 2008-nucleotide messenger RNA. The record is from the annotation of a GenBank genome assembly. Lineage: Eukaryota; Bacillariophyta; Bacillariophyceae; Naviculales; Naviculaceae.
CUAACGUUGGUAACAAAUCCACGUCAUCAAUCGACAUCUUUUCAAGAUUUGACCCUUUAGAAGUCGAAGUUGGGACAACUGUUUUUUUCUUUGACACCAUUUACCUUCGUUGGGUACCCGCGCCGCUGUUUUCAGCUCCCUGGAUCCAUCCAAUAUCCGAGGUUUCAAGUUCUUCCAACAACAAACUGUUUGCGUUGGUAUCAUUCGACACUUUUUGCUGGCUUCAGUUAGCUUGUGAACUUUGCUGAACGGAGGGUCCGGUUGCGUUGUACAAUGAUUUUCGCAACAGUGACAGCAGGCCUGGUUCUGUUUUCGGUAUGUGCUCCCUUUCAAACCCAUGCCUUUUCUUCCAACAAGGCAGUGAGAAUAAAAACUCCACUGCACGCCGUCACAACCAAGUAUGUUGUCUAUGAUGGUCCCGAGUGGACAUCCAUUCGACAAGUUUUGCAAAUUCCCAACAGCAGCAGCAACACAGACAGUCUGGUCGCAUGACAGUCGUGGCGGGUACACGAGAUGAUACAGGUGACCGUAUUGUGGGAGUGAUGGCGGGCAAAAGCAGCGGUGAUUAUGAUGAUGAAGAUCUACUACCGAAAGUCUCUCUCAAGGAAUCCAAUCUGCAAGUCUACGAACACUCGGCGGCGAAAAUUGGCAAAGGUAUCCAAGAUCAAGAUGCACUCAACACCAUGAUUGCAGCUUUCACGGGAAUUCAUUGCACAGCCCCAAGAGUGGAAGGCGUGGGAGGUGCCAAGGAUAGUAUGGUUUCUGGCAAAGUGGUCGUUCUGGGUGGCAAUGACUAUGCGUGUUUCGCAGCAGAAGGAUUGGCGGCGUUGGGAUCACAAGUCUCUCUGAUCAGUACCAAUAAGGUCAAGGUACAAAACGACAACGUCGAAGUGUUACCCCCCGUGGUAGGUGAUGAUGAGAUUGGAUUUGCAUCCUUCAUUGGAGACUUUGAUUCUCUAUUGGAUACAGCCGAUGACGAACGGCCAUCUCGCAUGCCUGUUGGGUACGAUAGCGGCAACGAUGACGCAAUGGCGGCCAUGGGAACCACUCUUCGCUUGCUCAAGCAACGACACAAUUGUGAACGAUACAUCUCCAGCAUGACAAAAGCACAGAGUAUAGUCAACAAAGAGGGUGUGCUGUUUGGACCUGGCAAAGUAAAAAAACAUUUCCAACAAGUUCAGCAGCAAGUCAAAUCUCGGCCAGCCACUUUUGAAUCGAUUGUACCACCACCAUUGUUUGGGAAAACUGUUGAAACUUUGCUCGAUAAAGGUAUUGUCUACAAAAACAACAAGGAUUUCUUAUCGGAAAAUAACAACAAUGUCGUCUUGAGAGGAUGGUCACUCAAUGCAUUUAUGGAGACAUCCAUGUGGCCCUCGGAUUCCAGUGGUGGAGGAACUCGAGCUGUCCGAUUUGGAUUCCCAGUUGUGGAGGAAGAGGAAAAUGAAUUCACCAUGAUUGCCGAACCUCCGUCGGUGUCGGAAAUGAUUUCGAGCAAAAGUGAAGAUGAAGACGAGAAAGAAAAUCCUUAUGUCCAGAAAAUUGUGGGAUCACAGGGGCUGUAUGAGACCGUCGUUAAGGAGAAGCGAGAUUGUGUUCUGUUUUUGUCUGCCACGUUUUGCCGAACUUGCAAGACUUUGAAUCCCCGUUUUACCAGUCUAGCACGAAGAAGCAUGGAAGAGGACAAUGUAUACAGCAUUAACGACGACAACUUUGAUGGAAUACUGUUUGCCAAAGCCGACACGGGUGGAAAGGUAGGGAAGGAAUUGGGCCGGCUGUUAAAUGUAAAGGCAGUGCCAGCAUUUCUGUGUUUUCGUGGAGGUCGUCGAUUUGGCCCCACCUUGUCGAUUUCCAGGAUACCCUCCAAGAAACUUGAGGCAGCGAUUGAGAUGCUCGAAUCUGGAUCCGAGUGGGACACCUCUGUCAUUGUGGAAGCAGAAGAAAAGCAAAAAUAAUGCAUAUCCUUACUAGUAGGUGGAUUCUUCACGUAGCAAAAUUGCAUUGAGGUUUC